Messenger RNA from Paramecium pentaurelia, 735 nucleotides. The record is from the annotation of a GenBank genome assembly. Lineage: Eukaryota; Ciliophora; Oligohymenophorea; Peniculida; Parameciidae.
AUGCCACUUAAGCUAAAUUUGAAGAUGCAGAUGAAUGUUCAAAGUUAACAUAAAUAUUAGAACUUAAUGUAGAGCUCAAAUUUCUAAUGUACAGCUUAGAUUGGAGGAGGAUAUGUUGAAGAAGGAAAUAAUUGUUAUGAUUAAGAUGAUUAAAUAAACUGUGUCUAUAAUAUAAAAAAUAACCAAAUAUGUUUUUAAUUAGAUGGAAAAUGUUUAGAUAAAAUAUGCGAAAAUGCUCCAUAGACUUUAACAAGUGAUAAAUAAUGUCAAGAUUUCCAUUCAUCUUGUACUAAAAAAUAAGAGGAUGGAUGCAUUGAUAGAUUAUUAUGUUCAACUUAUCAAAUAAAGGAAGCUUGUAAAAAAGAUGCUAUUGGUAAUGAUUGUUAUUGGACAGGAAAAUAAUGUGUUGACAAAAUAUGUGAGAAUAAAACAAAUGAAAUAUGUUAAGAAUACUUGGAUACUUGUAUAACAAAUAGAAAAGAUUGUGUAUUGAAUUAAAAUUGUGGAGCAGCCAUAAUAUAAGAAGCAUGCAAUAAAACUAUGUAUGGUACACAACGUCAUUGGAAUGGAAAUGUUUGUAUACCCAAGACAUGUAAAAAUGCAGGUCCAUCAUAUAUCGGACAUGAUUAAUUUACAUAGUAUAUGGACACAUGUACUGAGUCUACAGAUGAAAUUACAGGAUGUACAGAAAGAACUUGUGAUAAUGCUCCAUCGUCAUUUAAUACUUAAAAAUGA